AUGGCGGCCAACGGCAGCGCCCGGAUCGCCGCCCCCACCAACGUCUCGCUGGGCCUGACCCCGCCCGUGGCCGAGUCGCUGGAGUUCAAGACGGUGUCGGUGUUCCUGGUGCUGCUGGUGUGCACCGCGGGCAUCGUGGGCAACGUCAUGGUGGUCCUGGUGGUGCUCACCACGCGCCACAUGAGGACGCCCACCAACUGCUACCUGGUGAGCCUGGCCGUCGCCGACCUCACCGUGCUGGUGGCGGCGGGGCUGCCCAACGUGGCGGAGAGCCUGUCGGGCACGUGGGUGUUUGGUCACUCGGGGUGCCUGGGCAUCACCUACCUCCAGUACCUGGGCAUCAACGUCUCCUCCUGCUCCAUCACGGCGUUCACGGUGGAGAGGUACAUCGCUAUCUGUCAUCCAAUGCGGGCCAAGACGGUGUGCACAGUCUCCCGGGCCAAGCGGAUCAUUGCCGGGGUUUGGGUCUUCACCUGCAUCUACUGCAUGCUGUGGUUCUUCCUGGUCGACAUUAAGGUGGUUGAGAGUGGACAUGUUCAGUGUGGCUACAAGGUGAAGCGGGAGCUGUACCUGCCCAUCUACCUCAUUGACUUUGCCAUUUUCUACGUGGUGCCACUUCUCCUGGCCAUCGUGCUGUAUGGUCUGAUAGCACGGAUACUAUAUCUCAGCCCCCUGCCGAACCAAUCAGACACAGGCACCGUCAGCACCGGGGCCCCAACGCUACGCCGCAGCUGCAGGGAGAGAGCCGAAGUGGGGAAAACCGUCCGCGAGAAACGGCCCAAAAGCGCAUUGUCAUCCAGGAAACAGGUGACCAAGAUGCUGGCGGUGGUGGUGGUCCUGUUCGCCCUGCUGUGGAUGCCCUACCGCACGCUGGUGCUCCUCAACUCCUUCAUGGCCACGCCCUACCUGGACGACUGGUUCGUCCUCUUCUGCCGCACCUGCAUCUACGCCAACAGCGCCAUCAACCCCGUCAUAUACAACGCCAUGUCCCAAAAGUUCCGCUCCGCCUUCCGCGGCCUCUACCACUGCAAGGGGGCGGAGGCGUCCCACCGCAGGACGCUGUCCUCCAUGAACACCGCCUGCAGCACGGUCCGGGAGGCGCGCCUCUCCCAGGCCAGCAGCAGCAGCGCCAACGCCCAGAUGAAGGACGGCGGGCAGCGCCCCGGUAGGCCCUACCCCGGGGAGAAGGGCGGUCUCGACGAGACCAGCAGACCACCGAACGGAGCGGGAACCCAUCCCGGGGAGGGCGGCCCGUCGGCCAAUGAAGGGAAGGACGAGGACACGGAACGUACGGUGUCCGAGGUUCAGCGGGGGAUCCAGGAAGGAAGUCCUGAGCGGAACGAUGAUAAAGAUAAGGACGUGCGUUGGAAAGAGCAUGGCAUUGUUAGUCAGCGCUCGUUAAAUGACAGGAGAUCCGGGGAACCUGUGGAAACGCUUGUUAAAAAUGAGAACGUUGGCACUCACCCCAACCCCACUCCAGAAGGUUCGGACACGGUUGGAUUAAAUAAAGUCGCCGGGAGGAAAACUAGCAACGAUGUGGAACUCAUCCCUGACGCAACAGAGGCAUGUUUCUAA
This is a messenger RNA of Gadus chalcogrammus (walleye pollock), 1575 nucleotides long. It is a transcript of the gene trhr2, whose product is annotated as thyrotropin releasing hormone receptor 2. The coding region runs from base 1 to 1575 and encodes 524 amino acids. Gene Ontology annotation, cellular component: membrane. The record is from RefSeq and is a predicted model, not a curated record. Gene Ontology annotation, molecular function: thyrotropin-releasing hormone receptor activity. The transcript is spliced from 7 exons. Gene Ontology annotation, biological process: phospholipase C-activating G protein-coupled receptor signaling pathway. NCBI's taxonomy places the organism in Eukaryota, Metazoa, Chordata, Actinopteri, Gadiformes, Gadidae.